Messenger RNA from Drosophila eugracilis, 1919 nucleotides. RefSeq lists its product as uncharacterized. NCBI's taxonomy places the organism in Eukaryota, Metazoa, Arthropoda, Insecta, Diptera, Drosophilidae. The record is from RefSeq and is a predicted model, not a curated record.
AUGUGCGAGUGCAGUAUGCGCUGUUGUUUCUUUUCUAGCUUGAUAUUCUUCUCUUUGGUUUACUACUACAACGACGUGAUGGUCGACUACCUGUUCUUCGAGGAGCACCACCUGGUGGAGAGAUACUUCGUGGACACCAAGGGCUGUCGCAUGCUGACCCUGGUACCCAAUGAUCGCGAUGUGGUGUAUCUGUGGCGCGGCCUUCGCCGGGACCUUUGUGCCAGCGAACUGAACCUGACCUCUUUCAGCAACUGUGACUACAACUACUUGAGGACAGAGGUGGACAUGGAGUUCGUACGGUCAAGGUACAAAGUCGAGAACUUGGAGAGCUUCAAGUGCCAGUAUCACGCAGUGGAGCGGGGCACAGAUUUUGACAAUAGGAAUUUGUACAGCCGGGAGUUUCCCCUCCUUACGGAUGGCAAUAACACAAUUGAACCCCAUGCGGAAAUCAUAAGGGCCGAGUGCUUCCAGAACGGCACGAGCAUCUAUAACGGAGUUCACUUCUACGUCCAUCCAGCCGACGAAUGGCUGCGGAAUACCAAGGGUCUCCCUCCUCCAAAGUUGGCCUCCGAUGACGGCAGUUUGUCCGUGCUGAUCGUGGGCCUCGACUCCAUGUCCCAAUUGCACUUCCGCCGGACCAUGCCUCGCACAGCCAACUUCCUCUUAUCCCUGCCUCACGUGGAACUUAAGGGCUUCACUAGCAUAGGGAAUGACACCUUCAACAAUCUGAUGCCGCUACUGAGUGGACUUAGUGGAUCCGAGAUGAAGGAAUUUUCCUGUAACUUAAGCAGUCUGGAUAGCUGCCCCUUUAUAUGGAAGCUAUUCCAGCAGGCUGGCUACGAAACAGCUCUGGGCGAGGACAAUAUUGAUAAGAGUCUCUUUACGAAGGGAUUUAAAGAUCCACCCACGGACUUCUAUCUCCGACCUGCCCUGCUCGAAAUGUGGCUGAAAACGCGAAAGGAUCAACUAUUCGGAACCCACUGCAACGAGAAGGAUAACUAUGCGAUGGUGCUAAGGGAGUUCCUAUUAAAGCUGCUUCCCCAUCACAGCACCCACAGGUUCUUUACGUUCCUUUGGUGGACGCAGGGCAUCGAUCACCUGUUUAACUACGGCCGAAAGCUGGACAAGCCGUUUUUAAAGAUGUUCAAGGCCUUAGCACAGAAUGACCUGCUGAAGGAAACACUGCUGCUGGUGGUUUCCAAUCACGGCUUGAAUACGGGGCCAAUCUCCGACACAACGCAGGGAAAAGUGGAGGAGAGUCUGCCUCUGGCCGUGCUCUGCUAUCCAAGGUGGUUGGAGGAGCAAUAUCCCCAGGCCAUCGCCAAUUUAAAAAUCAACAACCGACGACUGGUCACGACAUUCGAUCUGCAUGCCACUCUCCUGGACUUACCCCACAUGACGUCUCUGGAGAAUGAGCAAUUGCAGCAACGCAGUGCGGAUCUGUGGGCCUUGAAGGGGAAUAUUCCACGAGGAAUAAGUCUGUUCCUACCCAUACCAGAGAAAAGGGACUGUUCUCUGGCGCAGAUCCCUACCGAGUAUUGCCUCUGCCAGCAACAUAGAAAAGUCUCCAGUUUAGAUGGACACGUUCUGCGGGGCGCCCGCCUUAUCCUCCGGAACAUCAACAAGAUCAUUCGCACACAUACUCCACCUUGCAAGACACUAUAUCUGGAUUGGGUGCUGACUGCCGACAAGUGGAGUCGCAUGGCAGAUGACAUCCAGUCGGAGUUCAGGGUGAGAUUGCUGACCACUCCUGGCAAGGGUCAGUUCGAAGGAGUCGUGAGGUUUACGGGCUUUAAGCUGGCCCUAUACGGGCCCAUUAAACGGGUCAAUGGUUACGGAAAUGACUCGUCCUGCAUUCAGAACUACCUGAUAGAAAUGUAUUGUUUUUGUCCUUGAAAUAAAUUUAUACAUAUAUGUAA